AUGCCUAAACAAAAUUAUUGUAUUGGUCUUCAAAUGGACGAAUUUAGAGUACCCAAAAAGGUGAACCGUAACGUUUUCAAGGCGAUUAGCAUUCUUCAAUCUUCACGAAACGAUUUUGUCUGCACUAAUGACAUCGUCGACCAGGUGAAGUUCCAAAUGCGGAACUGCGUUCCGGUCGAGCAUAUAGAUGAGGCCAUAAAGCAGUCGCUGGCCAACUUGACCAUGCUGGGCAUAGUGCGGCGUCUGGGAGCGUCUAAGUAUGCGCUUAGCUCCAUUGUGUUUGCCCGGUUGGGAAUGCCCAAUCCCAUUCCAUAUCCGCCGGGCAAUCCUGGUACACCAACGCGACGAACUGGCCAGGAUGCGCGUCCAAAGCGCCCUAUCGGGCGCUUAGACCCUUUGAAAUCGGUCAGCAAGAUCUUGACUGAGGACUCUCUGUCUGGAUCUGCGAUAACCAGGAUGCGCAAGCGGAUGCGCACCAACACAAAGCGCGUUGUCAAGCAGAAACGAAACCCCAACUCGCAACAAUCUCGAGCCCAGAAGUUUAAAGAAACAGAAAUGGCGACCACCAGUACUGAAACUUCGGUUAUCGACCUAAGAUGUUCACAAAGUCAUUUGGCACUAGGCAAUAACGUGCAAAUACUAUUCGGAUCACCGGGAUGGUCCUAUAGCAAACCCGAUGCACCAUUAAGAUUGGAUCAAAAAGCGAAUGAUCCUGAGACCCCGACCGGAAAUAGCAACAGCACCUCGGCGAUGGAUGUAGAAGGAAAUGUGGAGGAGGAGGAGGAGGGAGGAUCUAAGCCUUCAAUUAGUGGCACAAGUUGUCACGCUGCGCCCAUCGGCUUGAACGUUAGGCCAGCUUACCAUACCUCUGGAGGAGAAUCCGAUGCGGAGGAUGCCUCCGUGGUUGGACUAUGCGGCAGUACCUUAUGCCUGCAAUCCACAAUGAGUCAAUCUGUGGCGCACGAAUCAGCUCCAACUUCCCAAGCCACAGCAAAGGAAUCAAAUAACGUGAAAAUCCAACAAGUUACUGAGUAUCAAGAAAACAAUAGAGUAGUGGAGAACUCAGAAGUUCAGGAAACAUUUGAAAAUAAUUUGGAUAUUCAAACAACCCAGCCAUCCGAUGUUUUAGAAGAGUGCCAGAGCGCACCUGAUUAUGAUUUUUAUAAAUAAUUUUCAAUUUAAUAAAACUAAUCGAAUACCCGCGCAGGCAUCGAUAUAUCGAUAGUCGGUUCGCGUGAACAUA
This is a messenger RNA of Drosophila simulans, 1243 nucleotides long. RefSeq lists its product as uncharacterized. NCBI's taxonomy places the organism in Eukaryota, Metazoa, Arthropoda, Insecta, Diptera, Drosophilidae. The transcript is spliced from 2 exons. The record is from RefSeq and is a predicted model, not a curated record. The coding region runs from base 1 to 1170 and encodes 389 amino acids.